Messenger RNA from Ilex paraguariensis (yerba mate), 441 nucleotides. Lineage: Eukaryota; Viridiplantae; Streptophyta; Magnoliopsida; Aquifoliales; Aquifoliaceae. The record is from the annotation of a GenBank genome assembly.
AUGGAAGGAGAUAGGAGAGUGGGUGUGGCCGUGGAUUUCUCGGCAUGUAGCAAAAAGGCGCUUAAGUGGGCUGUGGAUAACGUUGUCCGGAAAGGGGAUCAUUUUAUCCUCGUUAACGUACUCCCCGAAGGAAAUUAUGAGGAGGGAGAGAUGCAGCUCUGGCAGACCACCGGUUCUCCUUUAAUCCCUUUAAAUGAGUUCUCUGAUCCUCAUGUCAUGAAGAAAUAUGGGGUGCAUCCUGACCCAGAAACAUUGGAUAUUGUCACUAUUGCCUCUAGGCAGAAAGAGAUUGUGGUGCUGUUGAAAAUAUACUGGGGCGAUGCUCGGGAGAAGAUAUGUGAAGCAGUGGAUAAUAUUCCCCUUAGCUGCCUUAUUAUAGGGAACAGGGGACUUGGCAAGAUCAAGAGGUUCAAUGUUUUCAUUAUUAUCUUUUAUUUCUGA